CCGCCGUUGUGUGCAGCUGGGGGCAUCGCAUUUCACAUCUGGAGAAAGCAGAUGUUGCGCUUCUUUUUUUUUUGGCGCUCCCGCUGCAUUUCCGAGCUUGUCAUUGUUUCCGCUUCCACCUCAGAGAAGCCUCACGCCUCCUCAUAUCUCAUUUGAGUGUUUGUGUGUGUGCGUGUGUUAAUUUUUCACUAAAAUCGCUGCAGUACUUGUAGUUUGAGCAGCCCGGAGCUCGAGGAGAGUUUUUCUUUUCAUAACAAUGGGGGACAUCGAGGCUCCCAGCUCGAACCGGCCGCCCCAGACUGUCCUGAAGUCUAUUCUUCCCAGCAAAGAGUUCGUCACAUCCAGGAAAGGAAUGCUGCUUAUUGCUGAAGUGGGUCUGUCCUUUAUAUCAUUCGUGUGCUUCGCUGGAUCCUCGGCAGCAGCAUUCGUGACCGUCCCCCUGCUGGCAUUCCUGGCUUCUCUCUUCUUGCUGUUUGGUUACUCCACCAAAUUCAACGAGAGGUUUAAAGGUUUCUGCUGGCCUCUAACGGAUUUCAUUAGAUGCGUGACUGCCUCCAUUAUCUUUUUCAUCAUCUCAAUAAUGGCAGUGUCCAGAUACUCAGACGGUUCCUCAAAGGCUGCUGGGAUAUUUGGGUUCAUCGCCACCAUUGUUUUUGCCGUAGAUUUUUAUUUCAUUUUUAAUGAGCUGGCCAGUUUCUUGAAGCAAGGAGGGGAGUCCAACGAGGAACCGUCAAGACAGCAAGAUGAAUUUUCAGACUCUGACUCAGACUGAAACUGUGGGGAUCUUUGGCAGAAGAUGUGUGAUCAUGCAGUCUAUUCCUUUGUGGUAAAAAUCAACACUGCCGAGCAGAUAUUUGCAAACACCUGCCUGGUUUUUGUGCAACAGAGUUACAGAAGGACACUGUGUAUCAAGGUCAGACUCAUUGUUGGUCAGUUUCAAGUCGCCGAACACGAACAAAGAAGGUUUUAGUGCAAUUCACACAUUAGAAAAAAUACUUUUUAAACUGACGCAUCAAACACGCCAGCCUUCUGUUUUAUUGGUUGUUACACAAAGUUUAUAAAAUAUGUUCUUUUCUUUUUUCAUGUUCAAGUUUACUUCCAGUGUCUUAGAUCAUUUGCCAAAAAUGUAAGAGCUACUAUCACUCCAACACUUUCCUGAAGCUGUGAAACUGUUUCUGCUCAUGUUAUGGAGAAGCAGUUAUUAACAUCAAAAUGUGCGUGCAUUAUGUCUAAAUCAGGGGAAAAUGCUCUAGCCCUGUUUACAUGUUUGCACACUAGAACACUGCAAAAUGCCUUAUUGAAUAAAUGUUUACCAAUGUACUAAUAAUGUAAUGAUGCUGUAACAGGAAUUCAGACCAGGAGGCCUGCUUAAUUAUCCUUUAUUAAAUUGACAGCAUUAUGUUUAUAA
This is a messenger RNA of Neolamprologus brichardi, 1408 nucleotides long. NCBI's taxonomy places the organism in Eukaryota, Metazoa, Chordata, Actinopteri, Cichliformes, Cichlidae. The record is from RefSeq and is a predicted model, not a curated record.